AUGCAGAUUCUAAAGUACAGGUUCAACCAUGAGAGUGAAAUACUACCCGAUGAGCGUCUGCUUGAGAGUAAUUUGGCGGCCAAUAUGUUUGCUUGUGAUUCUAGUAAUUCCCUUUACAAGUUGCACCAGCUUUUAGCAGUUUCAACUAUUCCCCAUUUAGCACAGGCUACUUAUAUUGGAAUAGAUGGCUUGAUUUUCUCAUUUUACAGAGGGGAGACUCAAAUGAUUGCAUCGUAUAGCAACAUUUCAUAUUCUUCAAUCUGGUAUAGUCAGCACGUGGACCGAGACAACGGGAAUCUAUAUGGAGAACCUAUUUUCACAAAAUCUAUUGCUGCUAGGAAAGCAACUUGGUUUCAAAAGGCUUUGAAUAGCUCAAGUGGCCAUUCAUGGUUUGGAAAAGCAUGGAACAAAGCUCAAGAUGGGUUAUUUCUUAGUGCUGUGGGUAUGGAUGGCAGAGGUGUGAUUUCCCUUGGCUUGAGAGCAAAGGCAGUUGCUGAUCAAUUUGCAGCUUUAGAAUUCCAUGAUGCUGAUUUUCAGUUGGCUACACAUGAUGGGGAAGUGAUUAUACCAACGAGGCUUCCAAACACGCAGAUAACUGUAAGCAAUAACACAAAGCUGAAGCCAAAUGGUGACCCUUAUAUAGAUCUUGUUGGUAACUUGUCGUGUUCUAUGUCUCAUGGUGGAGGGUCAAAAUAUUUUAAUGAGAAAGUUUCUGGAGUGACAUACAAGUUUUAUUGCUCUACCCUUGAGAUUGCUGGGGUUUGA
Juglans regia (Persian walnut) is the source of this 765-nucleotide messenger RNA. Its product is annotated as histidine kinase CKI1-like. The transcript is spliced from 2 exons. The record is from RefSeq and is a predicted model, not a curated record. The coding region runs from base 1 to 765 and encodes 254 amino acids. Lineage: Eukaryota; Viridiplantae; Streptophyta; Magnoliopsida; Fagales; Juglandaceae.